Molecule: messenger RNA, 1252 nt
Organism: Physella acuta
Lineage: Eukaryota; Metazoa; Mollusca; Gastropoda; Physidae
Product: mitochondrial cardiolipin hydrolase-like
Biological process (GO): piRNA processing
Cellular component (GO): mitochondrion
Molecular function (GO): metal ion binding; RNA endonuclease activity producing 5'-phosphomonoesters, hydrolytic mechanism
Source: RefSeq, a predicted model, not a curated record
AUGAAUGCAACGGUCAAAGGCUCUCUUUAUACUUUUCUUUUCAUUUUGGCUACAGAAGUGAUUUAUCAAUUAUAUCUAAAAAGAAAAUCCAAGAAACGCACCAGCAAAAACGAAAGUGAAAGUAAACGAAACAGACUGAGCAGUUCUUCUUUACAAGUAUUAUUUUUUCCUGAUAAACAAGUUGCUUGCAGAGAAUUUUUCAUAAGUGGUAAUGGGUGUUUCAAAGACAAUUGUCGAUUUUCUCAUGAUAAAACAUCUUUGAGUGAAUUAUGUCAAAGUAUGGCAAGAUGUAAAAAUAGCAUGGAUGUCUGCAUUUAUGUUUUCACAUGCAAAGAGUUAGCAGAAACAUUGCUCCUGCUUUUCAAACGAGGUGUUAAGCUCAGAAUAAUUACAGAUCAAGAUCAGCUUAAUGCUACAGGAUCCCAAAUUUGGACACUGCGCAAAGAAGGUAUUCCAGUGAGAAUGAAUCAAUCCACUUAUUUGAUGCAUCACAAGUUUGUAAUUGUAGAUGAGAAAAUAUUAAUUAACGGCUCAUUUAAUUGGACUUAUGCUGCAAUUACUGGUAAUCAUGAGAAUCUCAUUAUUACUGAUGACAGUGUUGUAACAUCACUAUUUAGUCAAGAAUUUCAAAGACUUUGGGAGAAAUUUGAUCCACUAAUCAGUCUAAGUUAGACAGUUUCAGAAUAUCAAGUAUGUGAAGUUUGAUAUAUUGUGAAGAGCUGUUUAUUUGUAGGCCUAGAGUGCUUUAAAAAUAUUUUCACUUUUUGUUUCAACACAGCAGUUCCUUUUUGAUGCUGUAAUUAUUAUUAUUAUUAUUUAAAAAUUAUCUACCACCAAAUGAACAUUUGUAAUUUUGAACAAUUUUCAAUUUAAUUAUAUAACUAUUUAGAUGAAUCAUGGACCUUUUCUAUGGGUCAAUCUUUUGGGAAUGUGACAAUCGAUAUACUAUGAAAAUAAUUUUAAAAUAAUUUUUUUUUGAAAUGUUUACAAGAGGAACAAGACAUUUUUAUGUUUGUUAAUAUCUUAUAUCGACAAAGCCUGUGCUUUUAAGCUUUUUGUAAGAUGUCAACCAUCCCAAAUUUUGAAUGUGACAUUACAUGCAGAGCAUUUUAGCUUAUUUAACUUUCUAUUGUUUAUUAUCUGUUGCCUAGUAUUAAAUUUUUAUAAUAAAUUUAUAGUCAGGGGACUAUUUAUAAUAGUCACCAGCCUAACUUGUAUCUAAUGUAUACAUAUAUGUAAAAUAAAAACAAGU